This is a messenger RNA of Coffea arabica (coffee), 669 nucleotides long. RefSeq lists its product as uncharacterized. Lineage: Eukaryota; Viridiplantae; Streptophyta; Magnoliopsida; Gentianales; Rubiaceae. The record is from RefSeq and is a predicted model, not a curated record.
AUGAGGAUUCCAUCUUCCAGAUGGGAUGGCUUAAAAUAUCAGUACACAGAGACCUAUUAUUAUUCGAAAUCAGCGCUGCCCCUAUUUCUCCCGGUUCAGUUGUUUGGCAUGACUAAGUUUCCAGACAGGGAAGAGAACCCUAGUGAUCUUGCAAUUCUCUAUUUUACCAAUGAUUUUUUUCCGCAUUGUGAUGGUCUUCAGUUCUGUUCAAGAAUUUCUGAUGGUGAGGCCAUUCAUCUUCUUGAUCUCAUGCACAAAAGCUGGUGUUAUUCAUUUGCUGCAACACUUCCUGAAAUCAAGGAUUUAUAUGAUAAUCCCCCAUUUGAGUUCAUAAAAUCCACCUUGGGGCUACAACUAAGAGUAAUUAAGUUUGAGAAGGCUGAGAAAAGUAUAUCAUGGCUCCGCAUUACGUUCAAAAAUGGGGUAAUAAAAAUCCCUCCUUUUCCUGUUGGAGAUGUUACAGAAACUUUCUUCAGAAAUUUAGUGGCAUACGAAGAAUACAUUCUUACCGACUAUGAGGAUUACAGAUGUGUAACUGAUUGUGUAACAUUCAUGGACUUCCUAAUUGAUUCUGACGGGGAUGUUGAAAAGCAUCGCCACAGAUGGAUUGUAAGAAAUUGGAUAGGUGAUGAUGCAGCUGUCUCUACCAUGUUUAGCAAACUUGCCUAG